AACACUCCAUAGCCCAGCACAAUGCGUUUCAGAGAUCUGUCUGUGCGACACAAGAGUAGAUGUGUGCUCCUAAUCUAGUUUAUCACUGAACUGCGAGAGAGAGAGAUUCAACAAAACACGACUCACACCACAACAUCAGUCAACGCGAGGAUUUCCAAGUGUGGGAUAAAAUGCCGGCGAUUAUAGGUAAAAAUUCCGAAAUGGAGUUCGACUCUCUACAACCCUGCUUCUACCCGGGCGAGGAUGACUUCUAUUUCUGCGGUCCCGACUCUGCGCCACCCGGAGAGGACAUCUGGAAGAAAUUCGAGUUGCUGCCCACGCCGCCCCUCUCCCCGAGCCGAGCGGCGCUACCGGGGGAGCUGGCCUUCGCGUCCGGGGGAGACAGAGGCGACUCGGAAGCAGGUCCCAUGGGUUUUGGAUUAGGCGACCCGCUGGGCUGCGACUGGGCUUCAGAGCUCCUGUUCCUGCCCGAAGACGAUAUUUGGGGCGCGUCGGACGGAGACCUGUUCGGCGGCUGCUCCGCUUUGGAUAGUAACCCCAACUCCAUUAUCAUUCAGGACUGUAUGUGGAGCGGCUUCUCGGCCAGGGAAAAGCUGCAGAGGGUGGUCACAGAAAAGCUAGGCAAAGCCAUCUCCACCGCGGCUGCCUGUGGAGUUAGUAAAAAUGUCACUACCGCCGCGGCCAUCACAACCAAGGCGCCGGAGCUGAGUGUGGACCCCACGAUAGUCUUCCCUUUCCCCAUCAACAAAAGAAACGGUAGCAGCAGCAGCAGAUGUCCACCUGGGACGGGCCCCGCCAUUACUGCCCACUGUAGCGCAGAGGAAACUCCGAGCGACUCCGAAGAUGAUGACGACGAAGAUGAGGAGGAAGAUGAGGAGGAGGAAGAUGACGACUCAGACGGCGAAGAGAUCGAUGUGGUCACAGUGGAGAAGCGGCGUGGCUUGUCGCCAAUGGCGACUGGCACGGUCACCAUCUCGGUGCGGUCGAAGACGGGCACCACUUCUGGGGCUGUGGUCUCAUCUGGUGUCGUGAGCCGAUUCGUCAGCAGCCGGGGGUCUGCGGGGUCAAACUGUCAUGGGCAGGAGUUGAUCCUCAAGCGGAGCUCGGUCCACCAGCAGCAACACAACUACGCCGCUCCCUCGCCGUACGCCUCUGACGACGACCACGCGCCCCCCUCCAAGAAACACAAGUCAUCUAACGCUCCUCGUCAAUACUCCCGUGCCACCUCUUCAUCAUCAUCAUCGCCAUCAUCCUCGACAUUCUGCGGCUCCCUGACUGUGCCAUCCUCAACUAUGCCGGGUUCUAGAUCCAAACGCCACGCCAGCGGUGCCAGUAGCCCACGCGGCGGCUCCUCCGGUAACUCCGACUCCGAAGACUCCGAACGGCGGCGAAAUCACAAUAUCCUGGAACGCCAGCGGCGCAACGACCUGCGCUCAAGUUUCCUCACGCUCCGCGAUCAUGUGCCCGAACUGGCGAGGAACGAGAAGGCGGCCAAGGUGCUGAUCUUGAAGAAAGCGGCGGAGUAUGUGUCGUCGCUGGAGACGGAUGAACUGCGGCUGACUCAGGAGAAGGACAGGCUGCAGGCACGGAGGCACCAGCUAAUGAAGCGACUCGAGCAGGCCAGGACUUGCUAAGACUUUUUAGUGGCACAUGACGCACACACACACACACACACAGAGACAUAGACACACACAUAUAUAAAAAAUGCUUUUCUUAAAACUGCAUUGUUGGUUAAGGGCUUGUAAGUAAGCAUUUCACUGUAAGGUUGUAUUCGGCGCAUGUAACAAAUAAAAUUUGAUUUGAUAUAUUUGAUAUAUACACACGGACAUAGACACAUAGACACACACACACACACACAUAUAUAUAUACACUCAGACACACCCAGAUGACCCCCCUCCCCCUCGCUUUGUCUCAACUUAUAUAUAUGUAUACACACACACACACACACACACACGUGAGCGACAAAUGACGGGGUGGACGGGACAUUCACUGACGCCACUUUUUUGCACAUUUGUUGACGUUAAGAAUGUUUAGGGUUCUACGUUUUUCAAUCCGGUCACAUUGAGAAGAAGGAAAGAAGAGAAUAGAAGGAGGGAGGAGAAGGGAUGAAGAGAGGGAGCACGCUCCUCUUGGUCCUCUCUCUAUUUCUUGUUGUACUCAAUGUGACACUUAUAGCCCUAACCCAAACCAGGUGACUUUCAAAGGGGUCUUGUUCAUGAGGGCACAUCGUGGCAAAAUGUUUUGCAACGGAAAGUGAAAAUAAGCAUUUCUCAAUGGACACGAUCAGGUAUUCCCUCUCUGUUUCAUUCCAUUUUGCUCCAUUGUGUGCCUAAUGAAUACACACUGGGCAUAGCGUCAGAGUUGGUUGGAGAGUUCAAAGUUCACACUUAGUAGCAGAAAAUGCUUUCUACGCCUUCACAGCUGCAAACAGAAGACUCCUGUACACCAGGAAACCGCGGUAUAAUGUGCACCUUGCUAGCCGACACUUUUGUAAAUAACAGUACUGUAAAUAACAGACAAAUACACUCAGAAUCUGCCUUGUUUUAUAUACAUUUUUAUCUUUGAGUUUUUAUACAUUUUAUGUCCAAAAGCUGCCAAUAACUAGACUGGAAACUUUAUUAAAAAAUACUGCAAUGCCUCGAGGGCAACGAAACUUUGUAAUAUAAAAUGUCCCCCCCCUGCUUUGUAUUGUACCAUGAUUCCAAUACAUACUACAUUUGAUAGUUAUAUUUUCGUACGGAAAAUUAGUUCUCGGUAGAUAUCUCUUUAUCUCUUCCUUCUUUUCUUCCUCUCUCUCUCUGUUCUACCACCUUUUCUUCCUCUCUCUAUCUCUGUUCUACCACCUUUUCUUCCUCUCUCUAUCUCUGUUCUACCACCUUUUCUUCCUCUCUCUCUCUGUUCUACCACCUUUUCUUCCUCUCUCUAUCUCUGUUCUACCACCUUUUCUUCCUCUCUCUAUCUCUGUUCUACCACCUUUUCUUCUUCUCUCUCUCUCUGUUCUACCACCUUUUCUUCCUCUCUAUCUCUGUUCUACCACCUUUUCUUCUUCUCUCUCUCUCUGUUCUACCACCUUUUCUUCCUCUCUAUCUCUGUUCUACCACCUUUUCUUCCUCUCUCUAUCUCUGUUCUACCACCUUUUCUUCCUCUAUCUCUGUUCUACCACCUUUUCUUCCUCUCUAUCUCUGUUCUACCACCUUUUCUUCCUCUCUCUCUCUGUUCUACCACCUUUUCUUCCUCUCUCUAUCUCUGUUCUACCACCUUUUCUUCCUCUCUCUAUCUCUGUUCUACCACCUUUUCUUCCUCUCUCUCUCUGUUCUACCACCUUUUCCUUUCUCUUUAUUUCUCCCCAUUUGUUUAAGUAUUUGUAACUGUCGGGUGCAUAGACCUUUCUGGGUGAACGGAUAUAAGAUGUUUGUUUUUUCUUCAUUCAUAUAAUUGACAUGUAGUGCUCCAACUCAGCACUUUGAAAUACCUCAUUUUGACAAAUAAAUAGACAUUGAAAAUAAA
Messenger RNA from Oncorhynchus kisutch (coho salmon), 3507 nucleotides. Its product is annotated as N-myc proto-oncogene protein. The transcript is spliced from 3 exons. Gene Ontology annotation, biological process: regulation of DNA-templated transcription. Gene Ontology annotation, molecular function: DNA-binding transcription factor activity; protein dimerization activity. NCBI's taxonomy places the organism in Eukaryota, Metazoa, Chordata, Actinopteri, Salmoniformes, Salmonidae. The record is from RefSeq and is a predicted model, not a curated record. The coding region runs from base 171 to 1634 and encodes 487 amino acids.